Molecule: messenger RNA, 559 nt
Organism: Cebus imitator (Panamanian white-faced capuchin)
Lineage: Eukaryota; Metazoa; Chordata; Mammalia; Primates; Cebidae
Gene: LSM5
Product: LSM5 homolog, U6 small nuclear RNA and mRNA degradation associated
Exons: 6
Coding region: 63-338 (91 amino acids)
Biological process (GO): mRNA splicing, via spliceosome
Cellular component (GO): Lsm1-7-Pat1 complex; U4/U6 x U5 tri-snRNP complex; U6 snRNP
Molecular function (GO): RNA binding
Source: RefSeq, a predicted model, not a curated record
CGGAAGCGCGCUUUUCAAAGUCGUCCCACUGUCUAUGAACCCAGGACACUUCCGGCGUGGCCAUGGCGGCUAACGCUACUACCAACCCGUCGCAGCUGCUGCCGUUAGAGCUUGUGGACAAAUGUAUUGGAUCAAGAAUUCACAUUGUUAUGAAGAGUGAUAAGGAAAUUGUUGGUACUCUUCUAGGAUUUGAUGACUUUGUCAAUAUGGUACUGGAAGAUGUCACUGAGUUUGAAAUUACACCAGAAGGAAGAAGGAUUACUAAAUUAGAUCAGAUUUUGCUAAAUGGAAAUAAUAUAACAAUGCUGGUUCCUGGAGGAGAAGGACCUGAAGUAUGAAUGAGUUUCCUUGGCUUACACUAGAUUCUGUUUUGUCUUAUAAUGACAAGAAAAUGGAAUUUUUUUUGCCUUCUGUUUAAAUCCUAUAAAGCUAAGUUUCCCGUUAAAGGGAAGUGCUUUGAAGAUGUGUACUCAUUUUUGUAAGUUAAUCAUGAUUAUCCUGGAAAAAGAAGAGUUUCUUCUUUGAAGACGAAAAUAAAAGUGUUUUUGGUUAACUGUCA